Messenger RNA from Carya illinoinensis, 2931 nucleotides. Its product is annotated as U-box domain-containing protein 52-like. The transcript has 9 exons. Gene Ontology annotation, biological process: protein phosphorylation. Lineage: Eukaryota; Viridiplantae; Streptophyta; Magnoliopsida; Fagales; Juglandaceae. Bases 155 to 2377 code for a protein of 740 amino acids. Gene Ontology annotation, molecular function: protein kinase activity; ATP binding. The record is from RefSeq and is a predicted model, not a curated record.
CUCGAUCCCCAUAAUUAGGAAAAAAGCUUAUGGAAGAGUAACAAACCCAAGAACCAACUGACGACGCCUUUUCAUUCCGAUUUCCUUUUCUUUCUUAUUUGGAUGUCAGCCCUGAUCACCACAUGCUCCCUACUGUUCGUGCCCAAAACAUCAUAUGACUCUCUCUCGAACAUCAUCUUUCGUCGAUGACGACGACAACGUUAAUUCCACGGUGAUUGCCAUUGAUAAAGAUAAGAAUAGCCAUUAUGCCGUGAAAUGGGCUGUCGACAACCUUUUGAGCCAUAGUACUGAUCAUUGCAUUCUCGUCCAUGUUCGAAAUCAAUGCUUGCAUCCUAACGAUUUUGAAGCUGUCUCCAAAGAAGGUCGCCCACCAACUGAAUCCGAGCUGCAACAGUUAUUCCUUCCCUACCGUGGAUUCUGCGCUCGAAAAGGGAUAGAAGCAAAGGAGGUGAUUCUCCAUGACAUUGACAUUCCAAGCGCACUUAUCGAUUAUAUUGCUCACAAUUCAAUCACCAAUAUCGUCGUCGGUGCUUCCCAUCGGAAUGCUAUUACAAGGAAAUUUAGAUAUGCAGAUGUUCCAUCUAGCCUAUUCAAAUCUGCACCAGCAUCAUGUGCGAUCUAUGUCAUAUCAAAAGGAAAAGUUCAGUCAACCCGUCCAGCAGGUCGACCCGAAACUUCGAGGCAGCGUUCGCAAAAGGGAGUUAGACAUACCGUUCAUCCUGAUACCCAUGACUCUGAUGAAACGAACAGAAACUCUGCUAUUGGAAGAUGGAGAAGCACAGGUUCUGACAAAUUUUCUCUCGAUAGAAGCAGCGAUUCCUUGCAUACACCAUCACACAGCAACUUUGGGUCUAGCAGCAGGGCUAGCUCUCCGACGUUAUCAAUGGACAGUUUCGCAUCAGCCAGUUCAUCCCAAAGAACUAGUGAUUCUUCGGAGCCAUUCAACUUCCGCUCAUACGACAUGUACUUCGACAACUUAGAAUCCUCAGUGGCCUUGGAGAGCUCCAAUAGCCCUGGCUCCUCACAUACCAUGAAAGGCAUCGAGGCCGAAAAGAUGAGACUGAGACUUGAACUGAAACACACCAUGGAUACGUAUAACUCAGUUUGCAGAGAAGCUGUUGUAGCCAGACAGAAGGCAGGAGAACUUCAGCAAUGGAAAAGAUUUGAACAGCAUAAAUUAGAGGAGGCCAAGCUUGCUGAAGAGGCUGCAUUAGUUUUAGCUGAAGUGGAGAGGCAUAAGACAAAGGCUGCCUUGGAAGCAGCCAAGAUGCAACAAAGGCUAGCAGAAAUGGAAACACAACGGAGAAAGAACACAGAAAUGCAGGCCAAGCAGGAGGCAGAAGAGAAGAAGAGAGAAAUGGAUACACUGGCAAACAACAACGUUAUAUAUCGAAGAUAUUCCAUGACAGAGAUUGAAGUGGCAACUGAUCAUUUUGACGGUGCAUUGAAGAUUGGUGAAGGCGGAUAUGGACCUGUUUAUAAAGGUUGGCUUGAUCACACUGUUGUUGCCAUCAAGAUCUUGAGGCCAGACUUAUCACAGGGGUAUCAACAAUUUCAACGAGAGAUUGAAGUUCUAAGCUGUAUCAGACACCCCAACAUGGUUCUUCUUCUAGGUGCCUGCCCAGAGUAUGGUUGCCUUGUGUACGAGUACAUGGACAAUGGCAGCUUAGAAGAUCGACUCUUCCGAAAAGACGACACUCCCCCGAUACCAUGGCCAACUCGUUUCAAGAUAGCUGCUGAAAUUGCCACUGGUCUUCUUUUUCUCCAAACUGACCCAGAGCCCAUAGUUCAUCGUGACCUCAAGCCAGGAAACAUUCUUUUAGACAAAAAUUACCAGUGCAAGAUAAGUGAUGUGGGUUUGGCCCGGCUAGUGCCACCAUCUGUAGCUGAUUCUGCCACUCAAUAUCACAUGACUGCUGCAGCUGGUACCUUUUGCUACAUUGAUCCCGAGUAUCAACAAACAGGAGAAUUGAGUGUGAAAUCUGAUAUAUAUUCAUUGGGUGUGGUGCUGCUGCAAAUCAUCACAGCAAGGCCUCCAAUUGGUUUAGCCCACCAGGUUGGGGAGGCCAUUGAGCAAGAAACAUUCUCGGAGAUGCUUGAUCCCACUGUGACAGAUUGGCCCAUCGAAGAGGUUCUAUCCUUUGCUAAACUUGCUCUGAAAUGCUGCGAGAUGAGGAAGAGGGAUAGGCCAGAUCUUGGUUCCGUUUUGUUACCGGAGCUUGACCGAUUAAGGGAUCUUGGGUCUGUCUAUUUGUCCAUUAAUAAUCAGAUGAUUGCUAAUGAAACACGCUUUACUAACUCUGAUCCGGUGAUUGGAUCAAUGAAUCAGGAGGAGCAUGACAUAUUGGAAAUAGGCAUCCAACGUAGAUCAUUAUGAGAAGAGGGUUGCGGCUAUUAAUUAUUAAAGAGUCCUUGAUCAGAAUAUGGAGCUAUAUAUAGAGCACAAAACACGUACAGCAGCUUUUCGGGAAACAAUAAUUGGAAACUCAACAAAAGAGGUAUACUGAAGGCUUUUUGCAAGUUUUUCCUCAACUGGACUCAAUCAAACAAGAGUGUACGUGCAAGUCCUUUUCGUAGAUUAAGAGCAUCAAGACAUGCAGCGUAUCAAACCCAAGAAAGCAUCCCGCCCUCUCAUAUUCCUGCACGAAGAAUAUAUAUACCUCCUUCACUUCAGUACCAAAGCAAGAGUCACAUAUUUAAAGGGAUCAUAUGUUUCAAAAGAACGACCUAGAGUGAUUGCCUUUCUAUCUUGUUACGCAUGAAUAACAUAGACGGAAGGUUAACCAAUAAUAUUGUAGUAAAUGCUGUGUUUUAUCAUAAAUUACUUUUUGUUUCAAGAAAUGUUAAUAAGCAUAUUCACAGUUAUAAUUAUUUUAAAUUGAUUCAUAAAUCGAUCGACUGUUAUAUAACAUUAUUCAUUUAUUCAAGAUU